Messenger RNA from Aspergillus bombycis, 1887 nucleotides. RefSeq names its product GMC family oxidoreductase. Bases 1 to 1887 code for a protein of 628 amino acids. The transcript has a single exon. Gene Ontology annotation, biological process: secondary metabolite biosynthetic process. The record is from RefSeq and is a predicted model, not a curated record. NCBI's taxonomy places the organism in Eukaryota, Fungi, Ascomycota, Eurotiomycetes, Eurotiales, Aspergillaceae. Gene Ontology annotation, molecular function: oxidoreductase activity, acting on CH-OH group of donors; flavin adenine dinucleotide binding.
AUGCGUUUAUUCCUCGUGGGCUUUGUAGCCACGGCAUAUGCACAACUCGGCCCUCAGGUCAACCUCUACAGUUAUGAGAAACCGGGGCCUCUCUUGGGGAGUUCCUUCGGUGUCCCUGGAGCCGACGCGACCUUCGACUAUGUGGUCGUGGGAGGUGGAACAGCUGGUCUGACUAUUGCUAGUCGCCUGGCCCAACGUGGAUCUAACCAGAGCGUUGCUGUCGUGGAGGCCGGCGGUUUCUAUGAAGUCGACAAUGGCAAUCUUUCUGUCAUCCCGACAUACUGUACCUACUUCACAGGGUGGUCCCCAGACAACUACCAGCCGCUUGUCGACUGGGGCAUUACCACUGAGCCACAGCCGGGGACAAGCAAUCGCGCCCAUCACUAUCCGCGUGGGAAGACCCUCGGGGGCAGCUCGGCCAGGAACUACAUGCUGUAUCAACGGCCUACAUCAGACAGCAUGCAGAAAUGGGCAGAUGAGGUAGGUGACCAGAGCUAUACCUUUGCCAACAUGCUCCCCUUCUUCAAGAAGUCUGGUCACUAUACGCCUCCCGAUCAAGCUGCCUAUACCGAUUUGUCCAACACCCAGGCCACAGAGGCUUUCAGCCCUUCUGGGGGACCUCUUGAGAUAUCGUUCAGCAAUGAAGUCGAUCAAUUUGGCACUUAUGCGCGCAAAGCGUUUGUUGGCCUCGGCAUGGACCAAAUUGAUGGGUUCAAUAGUGGCAAACUAUUGGGAUCUGCGUAUGCAACAUCAACAAUUGACCCGAAGAAUGCACACCGUUCGUCGUCCGAGUCCAGCUUCCUGCAAGCCGCCCUCAAUGACGGCGCGGAUUUGAUGGUGUAUAAAAACACCUUGGGACAAAAGAUUGUCUUUGAUUCGAACAAUGUCGCUACCGGUGUUCAGGUCUCAACAGGUGGGACGUUUGGCACCAGACCAGUCAACUUCACGUUGACUGCUCGCAAAGAAGUGAUCCUGUCUGCAGGAGCGCUUCAAUCUCCUCAGCUAUUAAUGGUCUCUGGGAUCGGUCCAUGCGAUGAAUUCUCCGAACUAAGGAUCCCUUGCAUUAGCAACUUACCAGGCGUCGGCAAGAACAUGCAAGACCACGUAAUGUUUGGGUCUUCGCACCGUGUGGAUGUCCAAACCGCCUCUGCAUUCAGCAACAAAACACUCGUAGAACAAUUCACGCAGCAAUACCUCCAGAAUGCCUCGGGUCCGCUCUCAAUUUUCUCAUCCAGCUACUAUGGUUGGGAGAAGCUCCCAGAGCCGUAUCGCUCCCAGCUAUCAAAUCAGUCAACCCAAGCCCUCUCUGCUAUUCCAAACGACUGGCCUGAGCUCGAAUGGCUUACCGUCGCUGCUUAUCUUGGCGACGGCAGCAACCGCGAGACCGCCGAUCCCGCGGAUGGUUAUAACUACGGCACAAUCGCCACAGCUAUCGUUGCUCCGCAAUCUCGUGGGACGGUCUCCCUGGCAGGACCAGAUAUGAACACCCUGCCCGUCGUGGAUCCCCAGUGGUUGGUUAAUCCCACGGACAUGGAGCUAGCUAUCCAGGGGUUCAAACGCGGUCGCCAGGUAUGGGAGAAGCUCGCUGAAUUAGGAGUUGCCGAUCCGGUAGAGCACUACCCAGGGACUAAUGUCACGACCGACGAGCAAAUCCGCGAGUUCAUCAGCCGUACUUCAACGACAGUCUACCAUGCUUCGAGCACCUGUAAGAUGGGCCAGAAGGAGGACCUGAUGGCCGUUCUGGAUAGUAAUGCGCGAGUAUACGGCGUACAGGGUCUGCGUGUCGUCGAUGCAAGUAGCUUUCCUUUCCUACCACCAGGACACCCUCAGUCGGUGGUGUACGCUCUUGCAGAGAAGAUUGCAGACGACAUCUUGAGCACGCAGUAA